GAGAACACCGCCAAGCAGAAGAAGAACAAAUCUACCCCUCCGCCUAGCGAUGAGAAGGAGGAAGAGAUGUCUGGGACACCACCUCAUCCCGUAAUGACCACGCGUGUGCGGCGAGGCGCUGUAUCGGCAGAGGUUUAUAAAGAGGAAGAUGCUGCACAGUAUGUUAAGAAGGUCGUACCGAAAGACUACAAAACAAUGGCGGCUUUGUCAAAGGCUAUCUCUAAAAACGUGCUGUUCUCACACCUGGACGAUAAUGAGAGAAGCGAUAUUUUUGAUGCAAUGUUUCCUGUUCAUCGCCACGCAGGGGAAGUAAUUAUACAACAAGGUGACGAGGGAGACAACUUCUAUGUCAUUGACCAGGGCGAAGUGGAUGUGUAUGUCAAUGGAGUUCAUGUGACCAGUAUUGGAGAAGGGGGAAGCUUUGGCGAGCUGGCCCUUAUCUAUGGUACUCCUAGGGCUGCCACGGUUAAG
Candidula unifasciata is the source of this 471-nucleotide messenger RNA. The record is from the annotation of a GenBank genome assembly. NCBI's taxonomy places the organism in Eukaryota, Metazoa, Mollusca, Gastropoda, Stylommatophora, Geomitridae.